Lactuca sativa (garden lettuce) is the source of this 2125-nucleotide messenger RNA. Its product is annotated as seipin-2. The record is from RefSeq and is a predicted model, not a curated record. Gene Ontology annotation, cellular component: endoplasmic reticulum membrane. Gene Ontology annotation, biological process: lipid storage; lipid droplet organization. NCBI's taxonomy places the organism in Eukaryota, Viridiplantae, Streptophyta, Magnoliopsida, Asterales, Asteraceae.
UUCAAUGAAAAAGACAUGAUUUUUGUUUUCUACCGUGAAAACGGAACAGAAAUCACAGAAAUCAUCUUACCCAAAUCCCUCUCUGCCUCUCCUCCGUUAUCACCUAACCCUAAGCUGAGUUUCCCUGUCUUUCCGUUUUCAAUGGGACAACAAGACUCAGGAUCGUGUCUCACCGAAGAAGAGGAUACCAAAUUCAGCGAUUCCCUUGAAGAAUUCCCCCUCUUAGAGGCUUCCAACUCUAUUGAGUUUGAAUACUCAGUCCCCCAAUCGAACUCUUCAUCAGUUUCUGAGAUCGAUGACAACUGCUGGGACUCAAUUUCAAACCUAUCAAAGCACAAGCCGGAGUCGCAAUCAUUCUCUUCCUAUACCGGUGUCCGACGCCGUCGACACAUUCCCCGACAAAGUUCGAAAGAACAUCCAUUGUCUCCUUUUAAAAAUAGUGCCGAUGGUUUAGUAGAUUUUGAUGUUAAUGAAUCUAUUAUUUCUCCGGGAAAGAAGCACAAGUUAUGGAAUUUGAAGGAUACUGAGAAAUUGAAUGGCAAACUGAAUCUUACUAAAGUUCGUGCUAACUCAGACAGAGUUGGGAAGCGAUUUGCCGAUGCAACAAGUGUGAAUUCCUCAAAUUCUAGCGUAAUCACCACUGUUACUGCUGAUGAAAAUGUCAGUGAUGAAUCUGUUAUGGUGGAUUCACCGAAUUCUGGUUCGAAUUUGCUUUUCACCUUAGCAGGAUUAACACUCAGAGCUAUUUCAUUCCAAAUAACUUUGUUAGUUGGCUUUGUCACAUUUCCCAUAUGGUUACUGCAUUCAUCUUACCUUUUUCUUAUCGAUCCUUUCGCCAUUGUGAAGACUGCAAAAGGUUACCUGAUAAGAAACAUUUCAACUCUAUUAAAGUUCUGCUUUGGUAAUGUCAAAAGGGUUUUGUUUCAAUGGAUCACAGGAAAAAAAUCAACAUGGAAGUUAUGUCUGCAAAUAGGAUGGGGAUUGUUGUGGUCAGCUUUCAUUGGUUUCAUUUUGAUUGGUUUAGUAGUUUUCUCGCUUGUUAUCAGUGGCACAAUAAUGAAAUUCAUCACGGAAGUGCCUUUUCAUAAAGUCCAGCAAUUGAAUUUUGAUUAUACUCAAGAUACUCCCAUGGCUUUUGUGCCAAUAAUGUCUUCUCAACAGCCAUUUUGUUUGGGUUGUGAUGAAAAUAUAAAAUUUGGGGAUGUUGCUCAAUCACGGAUUAUACCUCAUGAUCACAAACUACAGGCUACUGUCUCUUUAACCUUGCCAGAAUCAUACUACAACAGAAAUCUUGGGAUCUUCCAGGUACGGGUAGACUUUCUCUCAGAAAGCGGAAAAUUCCUUGCAACCACAACACAACUAUGCAUGCUACAUUUCAAAAGCCCUCCUAUUCGCCUUCUAACAACGUUUCUUAAACUCGCACCAUUAAUCACGGGCUACUCAUCGGAAUCCCAAACCGUAGAAAUCAAAUUUAGAGAAUACACAGAACGGAAAAUCCCAACUUCCGGCGUGAGGGUGGUGCUGGAACCACGGGCACAAUUUGCAAAGGGCGGCGGUUUGCCGGAAAUAUACACUGCGUUUCUUAAACUCGAGUCGCAACUUCCCUUUUUCAAAAGGAUUUUGUGGUCUUGGAGGAUAACAAUUUUCGUGUGGAUUAGUAUUGUGGUGUUUACAACGUUGUCUUUUUUUGCUUUCCUGUGUUGCUCACCGGUGUUUCUUCCACGCCUACGGCCGUCAGCUCAGAGGGUGGUGCCGCUACCGGCUGAUAAUGCUCCCCGGCGGAGUUCGAAGUAGCUUCUUCGGUCCAUAUCUUUACUUCCUGAAACACGCCAACAAAGAAGAUGGAGAAGAAAAUACACUGGAUAAAACCCAAAAAGGUAUAUAUUUAUGUAUUGGGUAUUCAAAAUGGAUUCUUCAUGUAUAAUCGUAGUGUGUUUGUGAUGAAGGUUGAAUAAUUAGGGUUUGCAAUAGCUUUUUAUUUGUUAGUAUGUUUACGGGAUGAAUUGUAUAUAAGUCGAUGAUCACUACUUAUAUUCAGAAAUCAAACAAAUUCUGCAUAUAAGGUGUUGUAUUUAUGUAUUUUUGGGCAGGAAAUACAAUAUGAAUAUAGUGUUAUUAAACAUAA